CGAAUGCAGAGGACGAGCGACGGAGACGAGACGAGCGCAGAAGCUGAGCUACGAGGAGGAGGAGGAUUUAGACGAGGGAUUUGGGCGACAGAGGAUCGAUCGGGGUCGAGAGGAGAUUGCGGCUUAUGAGAGGUGUAAGGGAGUUGACCGAUAGAGGCGUAGGAGGAGGAGGAGGAGGAGGGGCAGCGGGGCACGCGCAGACGAGGUUGAUCAAUGUAGGAGGAGGACGGGGAGGGCCGGGGCCGAGGAGGGUCACCUGGCAGCAGCAGCAGCAGCAGCAUUAUGGAGGAGGAGGAGGAGGAGGAGCGGAGGAGGAAUGGGGAAUGGCGGAUGUAUCGGAGGAUUUUGACGUCGAGGUGUACCCGAAGGAAGAGGUGUACGAGCGGCAGAGACCAGCCGAGGAGCUGCUGGAGGCGAAUCCUCGGCCCGCACCGAUUCUGCUGGCGCUGCUCAUCGUGCUCUGGCUGUGCCUGCCCUUCAUCGCGUCGGUGAUUUUUCUCGUGGUCAUCAUCGGCAUCGUGUCGACGACGGACGGGCCCUUCGAGUUCCUCUCGCUUCGCUCUUCCUUCUCCGGCCUGACCGCCGUCGGCGAGUCGCUGGGCCUCAAGGCCUUGUACCCUUACAUCGGCCGCAACAGCGGCCUCUGGGAUGUCAACAUCGUAGCCAAGCUCUGGAGUCAGCUGCUCGAUUCCUCCCCCGCCCUUCAAUCCAUCCACCAAGACGGCCGUGCUGUUGCCGCCACGCAGGUCGACUGGGUCGAGACCGGCGACGCCCAUGUCUUCAGAGCCGACAUGCCCGGGCUAAAAAAGGAAGACGUGAGAGUGGAAUUGGAAGGGGACAGUAUUCUUCAGAUCAGUGGACAGCGGACGAACGACUUUGGAGCCAGGCCGGAAACACUGCACAGACUGGAACGCUCCCAGGGUCGAUUUCUGAGGCGGUUUCAGCUGCCCGUGAAUUCGAAGAUAGAAGACGUCGAAGCAAAGGUCGAAAAUGGAGUGCUGACGGUGACUGUGCCCAAGCGAGAAAGAUAUCCUCUUGUUGUCAAGCGACAUGUAGCCAUACGCUGAAGUGUAUUGUGUGAGAUAAUUGGGAGGACUUGGCAGGCUUGCGAGGGGAGUAGAUGAUUUGUGUAUAUAAGCUGGACCUCACUAUCCAAGCUGUAAUUUUUUGAAGCACUGGUAGAUUAGAAUUUUUGCGUUGAAAUUAGGACACAGGUUUACAAAGCUCUGUAAUGGCUGGGGAAAGUCCAAAGCUGCUCAUCCCCUCGAGAUUUGAAAGCUUUUUCUUUCAAGUUCGACGUAACUCUACCACUUGAUUUGCUUUCUCCUUUAUGCUGUUCGGAGAUUGGAUGAAAUCUUCGCAGCCAUUGGGCCAGGUUUCCAGCUUUGAUGUGCUUGAACUGAUGGAUUUGUGUAGGAAAUUUGAAGCGUGAUGACGAAGGCAGAGUGAGGAACAGGAUGGUUUAUGUAGAGGUCCCGGAGAAAAAUUCCGUAUCAUCCAUUUUUCAAAGUAGCGUACCCAAAAUCACUCAUCUGACCUAUCACAGAACUUUUCAUUGAUGUGAAGGUUUGAAGCUCGAAAUUAAAGCCAACUCUUUUGUAUUUUAAGUAAGAAUCUUCGAUAUCAAUAAUAUUGGAAAUCUGG
Messenger RNA from Marchantia polymorpha subsp. ruderalis, 1644 nucleotides. The record is from the annotation of a GenBank genome assembly. NCBI's taxonomy places the organism in Eukaryota, Viridiplantae, Streptophyta, Marchantiopsida, Marchantiales, Marchantiaceae.